Messenger RNA from Gymnodraco acuticeps, 1720 nucleotides. RefSeq names its product claudin-11-like. Lineage: Eukaryota; Metazoa; Chordata; Actinopteri; Perciformes; Bathydraconidae. The coding region runs from base 90 to 740 and encodes 216 amino acids. Gene Ontology annotation, molecular function: structural molecule activity. Gene Ontology annotation, biological process: cell adhesion; bicellular tight junction assembly. Gene Ontology annotation, cellular component: plasma membrane; bicellular tight junction. The transcript is spliced from 5 exons. The record is from RefSeq and is a predicted model, not a curated record.
AAGAUGUUUUACACCAACAGAGGGCCACAGUGAGACAGGUUAGGAUCUCACAUGAGCUCUGAUUGGCUUAAAGUGUGGAGUGAGGCUCCAUGGCACACAUGUGCAGGCUGGUGACCGGCAGCGCGGCCAGCUGUGCAGGCUGGGUGGGGGUCAUCGUCGCCACGGCCACCAACGACUGGGUCCAGACCUGCGAGUACGCCCUGGCUACCUGCAUCCGCAUGGACGAGCUCGGUACCCGGGGACUGUGGGCUGAGUGCACGAUCUCCCCGGCGCUGUACCACUGCCAGGCGCUCAGCCAGAUGCUCAGCCUGCCCGCUUACGUGCAGACGUCUCGUGCCCUGAUGAUCUGCGCAUGUCUGCUCGGCCUCCCCGCGAUGCUGCUCGUGCUCAUGUCCAUGCCCUGCGUCCGGCUGCAGAAUGACAACUUCGCCGUCAAGCAGCUGCGAGCCCGCGUGGGGGGGGUCCUCUUUAUCCUCAUGGCUUUGUGUGGCAUCAUCUCCACGGUGUGGUUCCCGAUCGGCUCUCACCAGGAGGAGCAUUUGAUGUCGUUCGGGUUCUCUCUGUAUGCCGGCUGGGUGGGCUCCGGUCUCUGCCUCCUGGGGGGCAUCACCAUCCUGUGCUGCCAGGGCACUGACCCCGGGACCCCCGGCCGCGACAACAGCUUCUACUACUCCCGUCAGAGGGGCACCGCCACGCCGCUGGACCCCCCCGCCAACCACGCCAAGAGUGCACGAGUGUGAUCACUGAAAUUGAUCAGCAUAAGACUGCAUCUUCUUUUCUUACACUUAGAUUUGAUAUGUGUGCAUGUAAGGGUUUAUUUCCAAACUUCUUUUGGGGCACAAAUAAUCACAUUGGUCAAAUUGUUGUAUUCUAUACGCAGAUUUUAAAGUUUUAUCAGCCAAUAAUGUCAGCCAAAAAUGUUGUUUUUAAUGUUAUCUGUCACAUUUUUGUCAUUGGUAAAUGUGUUGUCUAUGGUAGAAUUUUUGAAAAAGUUUAACUAGCGAAUGUUUUCAUCGGUUGAAUUUCUUUUUUUUAUUACAUUCCCAUUUAAUGAAACUGCAUUGUCACUAACAUUACAAGAGAGAGGUAUUUUCUCCAGAAUUAUAAUUCAAUUUACGUAUCAAGCCGCAAUGCAACAGUGUCCUAAUCUGCGUUCUCUCUAAUAUCCACUGGUUGAUUGUACAGAAGUCUAUGAAAAAAUGACCCUACUACUGACUUGAUUUAUUACAUAAGCAAAGAUCUUCCUGAUAAAUGUAUGGUCUCAAUCUUUAGUUAUAAGUCUUCUUCAAUACAGCAAGAUGUUAAUGUAGUACAUGUUGGACACAUUCAGAGUGAAAUAGAUGACAAAGCAAAGUAUGCUUUAGGACGGGGCUACAUUGUGAUUGAUAGGUCAAUCUUUUGCAAAAAGGACCCCUUUCUCGUGUCAUUGAGAAUGCAGUUUCAUUGAAUGAUAAGGUAUUUUUUUUAAGUUUAACAUUUUAAGAAUCUGUGACUUUCAUAAUGAUACUUUAAAUAGCAUGAAUACAUUUUGAAAAUAUCACCUGAAGUAUAAAGAAUUUAAUUCAUUUGUUGUUACAUGUUUUCCUUUAAUUCAUGUACCAAGAACUGUAUAACCUUUAUUUGAAUUGUAGCUUCUUGAUCUUAACAGCAUAAUCAAUAUGUAUCAACUCUAGUGUAAGAUUGUUGGCUGGUGCUACACCCAAUAAAGGUUUUGAAUAAA